CUGCAUGCGAUGGACAACGAUUCAUCAGUGAAUUUCACCCAUCCUUUGCUGACCAGUUCUCAUUAUGGAUAUUGAAGAUUAUAAUAUCAUUUCGAAUUACAGGAGGGAUCAUACCUUAUAUAUCUUGCCAAACCAAAAAUCACGAGAUGCAGUUGAUGCUCACAUAGAUAUACAAGCCGUUACUUGGGCUAUUAUUAGUACGGUGAUUGACAUGUUAGGUGACCAGGCAAACUGUUGGAAAUAUCAAAUUCAAGGAUUAAACAGCCAUGUUAGCGUUUGGCCUACUGAAGCAGGCAUCAACAAAGAUAUCAUACACGAAUUGGAAAAUUCUGCUAAACACAAUCUUAGAAUACGUGGGUUCCCUAUAUUAGAGCCAACUAAUAUAGAAGACUGCGAGGACGAAGAAACAAGUCAAAGCGAGGGGCCCCUUACCGCUAUUUUUGAUGAUGUUUGUCUAAUCUGCGACUGCUGGCUGGAUUAUACCACGAAAUUAGGGUUAAUAAGAAGUGGAAACUUUAUCAAGAAUAAAGCAAGUAAAGACAGUGCCCGUGACUUAGAAUUGUGGCGCUUCCGUAAUGAUCGCAACAAUAUUAAAUUGGAAGAUGGAGAGAUGUUUUCCAACAUAGUAAAAGACUAAGUGAUCACUAGUCUUCUUCGUGGCUCAAUAUAGCAUCUCCAUCUUUUCACGGUGUCCGUUUAUUGCGGGAGGUGUCAUAUCCAUAUCCAUGUCACCUGCCAAGUGUCAUGUCACGAUAGGUGUCUCGUUUAUAUAUUAUUUUACAAUAUUUUAAGAGCAUAUUGUCGAAUAUCGGCAAAUAUCAUAAGAUUAAAGGAUGAACUUAUUACGAACGGUAAACAAAACAAAGAAACCAUGAUUUUAACAAAUCGGACAGUCUUUCGGAACGGAAGUCUUUCGAUUAAGAAAUUCCUUCUUACAAAGAGAUAGAUUACGUUAGCUUAAAAAAAAUAUAUAAACUAUGAAUCUGCAGUCGAAUUCUUUAGAUUGGAAGAUUCGACUGGUUUGGCUAAAUAAGAUCGUCUUCCUGC
Messenger RNA from Schizosaccharomyces cryophilus OY26, 1047 nucleotides. RefSeq lists its product as uncharacterized. Lineage: Eukaryota; Fungi; Ascomycota; Schizosaccharomycetes; Schizosaccharomycetales; Schizosaccharomycetaceae. The coding region runs from base 65 to 637 and encodes 190 amino acids. The transcript has a single exon. The record is from RefSeq and is a predicted model, not a curated record.